Molecule: messenger RNA, 4370 nt
Organism: Labrus bergylta (ballan wrasse)
Lineage: Eukaryota; Metazoa; Chordata; Actinopteri; Labriformes; Labridae
Gene: sh3pxd2aa
Product: SH3 and PX domains 2Aa
Biological process (GO): superoxide anion generation
Cellular component (GO): cytoplasm
Molecular function (GO): phosphatidylinositol binding; protein binding; superoxide-generating NADPH oxidase activator activity
Source: RefSeq, a predicted model, not a curated record
GACGCGUUUGGGCGCUCGCUGGAUUUUGCCGGCUCCCCUUUUUCCAUUCAGCCAGCCGCUGUAAUAACCUCCAAGGUAGAUCUGAUGCCCCUUUUCAGUAAGCAUCGAGGCAGACACAAAGGAACUUGCUUCACUUUUCUUUUUUUUUUUAAGGGUGACCGACUUCACCAAGGGCUCCACCGUCAGCCGCUGGAUAGCAGCCUCCAACGUGAAAAUCUAGUCUCUCCUCUUGGAUAUUCGCGGCUGUUUCACCGCGCGUCUUCAAUUUGACUAUCGAUAAGUUUCUAAUCAGAUUUGAGGAGCGUUGCGUCAUCGGAGGGGGAAGAAGUCUGGGGCGGCCGAAUCCACUGCGAGGAGCUGCUGAUGUCUUAAUGGACCGCCGAAUGGUUAAAUGACACAGCGAUGAAUGUGUGUGUGAUUUCUCUCCCAUGAUAUAGCCCUAGAAGAUAUAGCCUAUCUGGAGCCGCAGCAGCUGCCUGUCUGCCUGACAGUCGCCCUUAAUGCAUAGCCUCUGCAGGGUCAAGAUGCAGUUUCGGACUGUGCUGGACGUGAAAGUCGUGGACGUGGAGAAGAGGCGCAAUCCGUCUAAACACUACGUAUAUCUCAUCAAUGUCACCUACUCUGACAACACAUCCCACAUCAUCUACAGAAGAUACAGCAAAUUCUUUGACCUACAGAUGCAGAUUCUUGACAAGUUCCCAAUUGAGGGAGGGCAGAAAGACCCCAAGAAGAGGAUCAUCCCAUUUCUCCCAGGCAAAAUCCUGUUCCGGAGAAGCCAUGUGCGAGACGUGGCCAUGAAGCGACUGCGUUUCAUCGACGACUACUGCAGGGCGCUGGUGAGACUCCCUCCACAGAUUUCUCAGAGUGAGGAGGUGCUGCGCUUCUUUGAGACAAAAGCUGAGGACGUCAACCCCCCUGUGGAGGACUAUGGCUCCAAGCGCAAAUCGGGGAUUGACAGCUCGGAGCCCAUGGUGCUGGAGCAGUACGUGGCCGUGGCCAACUACGAGAGGCAGGAGAACUCCGAGAUAAGCCUUAAAGCUGGCGAGACGGUGGAUGUGAUCGAGAAGAGCGAAAGCGGCUGGUGGUUUGUCAGCACAGCAGAGGAGCAGGGCUGGGUGCCGGCCACAUACCUGGACUCCCAGAAUGUAACCAGAGACGACUUGGAUCUGGGCACCUCGAGGACCGGGGAAGUUACUAAGAGACGCAAGGCACAUCUGAAGAGGCUGGACCGCCGCUGGACUCUGGGGGGGAUAGUGAACCGUCAGCACAGCAGAGAGGAGAAAUAUGUGACAAUACAGCCGUACACCAGCCAGGGGAAGGAUGAAGUCAGCUUUGAGAAAGGGGUCACCGUGGAGGUCAUCCAGAAGAACCUGGAAGGCUGGUGGUUCAUCAGAUACUUAGGAAAAGAGGGCUGGGCCCCUGCCUCCUACUUGAAAAAGGUAAAGGAGGACUUCUCCCCUCGAAAGAAAACUCUGACGGGCCCCGUGGAGAUCAUCGGCAACAUCAUGGAGAUCAGCAACCUGCUGCAGAAGAAGUCGGUCAGCGAGAAGGACAUCCAGACGGACGGAGAAGCCGGCACCUCACCCGAGCGGCACAUCUCGAAGAGCGAGAUCAGCCUGCCCAUGCCCUAUAACUCGGAGAUCAACGCCGAGACAGGCAGGAGGCUGAGCGCGGGACGGGACACCAACAGCCCGUGUCUGGGAAUAGCAGCGAGCGCCGCACUCAGAGAGAGUAAAACUAGAGGCGAGCCAGGGUCCCCAGCUGUUGCUAGAGUGGCGCCUCAUCGAGUGGAAAUUGGCUCUCCAAAUCUGAGGCAAAAACCUCCCCCAAGAAGAGAAGCCAACCUCGGAUUCCAGUUACCUAAGCCACCAGAGCCCCCUGCUGUGGAAGCAGAGUAUUACACCAUAGCAGAUUUCCAGUCCUCAAUCUCCGAUGGCAUCAGUUUCCGUGGAGGACAAAAGGCUGAUGUAAUAGAGAAGAACCCUGGGGGCUGGUGGUAUGUGCAGAUCGGAGAGAUGGAGGGCUGGGCCCCGUGCUCCUACAUUGACAAGCGCAAAAAGCCAAACCUCAGCCGCCGGACCAGCACCCUGACUCGGCCCAAAGUCCCAACCCCCGCACCACCUGUCAAAAAGCAAAACUCUGAAGAAACUCCCACUCCUGCUAGCUCUGUUCCUAAAGUCGCAGAGCCGCAGAGCAGGCCUGUGUAUGAGGAGCCUGAAUAUGAUGUCCCUGCCGUUGGCUGUGAAGGUGAAUCAGACACAGAUUCCCUGAAGGAUGAGCGCUCCCUGGAUGUGAAGAUCAGCAACGUGGUCGGUGACAAGUACCGCAGCUCUCCUCCGUUCUGUAAGGCCUCUCCUCCUGUCUGCAAAGCGUCCCCCGUCUUCACUCGCAGACGAACUUCCUUCAGAUCCGUCGAGGAGGUCGGAAAAGAAGAAUGCAUCUACGAGAACGACGGCUUCAGGUCGAGCAGUGGCGGCAAAGGCACUGCGGCCAAAGGUGCCAGUGAGCCAAAUUCCCCAAGGAUCUACCAUUCCUCCACAGUUCCACGCAAACCCUCCGGAUCCUCACCUUUAGCGGGCAGACCCAUGAAGACCAUGACUCCGGAGAUGAACAGGAGAAGCCAGACCCUGGGCAGGCACAUAGACAUCAGCCUCAGGUCUCAGGAUAACAGCCCACAUUCUUCAUCAGACGAGUUGACCAGAGGACCCAAGAAAGUUCCCGGCUUCAGCCGGGAUGUAGAGCAGAGAAUAGGCCAGAGCCCCUCAACCAGACCCAAGCCAUCCGUCAGACCCAAACCACUUCUGACCAAAUCAGAACCCCAGACUCCUGAGAGGAUGGACAUCGGCUCUCUGAGACGACAGCUGAGGCCUACAAGUCAGUUUCGACACGGGCUCAAACCUGGACGCGGGGAAGACUCUGAAACGGCCUCGGUCAUUUCGUCAGAGGAUUCCAUGUGCUCCCACAGCACCUCAGAUCUCUCUUCUGUGUACUCCAAAGGGAGCCGGGGUGACUCGGACGUGGAAGGCCCCAAUCACUACCGCUCCCUUGACGCCUACAAGAAGGUCCAGGACUCUGAGAUCAGCUUUCCGGCCCGGGUGGAGGUCGAGGUCCUGGAGAAGCAGGAGAGCGGAUGGUGGUAUAUCCGCUGGGGAUCCGAGGAAGGCUGGGCUCCCUCUUACUACCUGGAACCUGUGAGGCAAGCAGCUGAUGGAGGCCGGUCGGAAUCAGAUGGACAUGGAAGUGGUGGGAGUAAGUCCAACAGCCUGGAGAAAAAUGAGCAGCACGUUUUGGCCCUCAACAACAUCAACAUUCAGGGUCUGAACCAGCAGCACCAAGGUAUGAGAAGGAAUACUCCGGCGAUUCCUUCGAAGCCUCCUGGGGGUUUCCAGAAGCCGUCUGGGAUGGUAAAUGGAGGUGUUCGGAUGAGAAAUGGGGUACGCCAGGUGGCAGUACGGCCACAGUCUGUGUUUGUGACCACCACACAGCCGGCCAAGGAUGCACACUACAUGACAGGCUCUCUGAGGCGCAAUGAAUCACUGGGCAGAAGUGAUCACUAUGGAUCUGGUUCCGCCACUCUCGGUGUGCGUAGAAACGCCUCCUUCAGCACCGUGCGGCCACAUGUAGUUGUCGAAAGUCAGACGAGGCCUGUCGAGCGCUCCAGCCUCGGGUCGUCGGGGAGCGCGUUCAGCACAAGCAAUGUCCAGGACGGCCUCAGCAGAGUUAGCCAACGCAACGGUAUCCCCGUGUCCACAGUCCGACCCAAGCCCAUAGAGAAGAGCCAGCUGAUUCACAAUAACCUCGGCAGGGAUGUGUACGUGUCCAUCGCUGACUACCGGGGCGAUGAGGAAACGAUGGGUUUCACAGAGGGCACCUGUUUGGAGGUUCUGGAGAGAAACCCCAAUGGAUGGUGGUACUGCCAGGUGCAGGACAGCCUGCUUCCCCGCAAGGGCUGGGUCCCAUCCAACUACCUAGAGCGGAAAAAAUGAAACCAUCCCCACACACUUUUCCCCCGUCUUUUGAUGUCUUCAAGGACAUGGGUGGCUUAAGAAUGUUACCUGCAAUCUCCCAUAAGCAAUAUGUCCUUGAAAAUGUAAAUUUAAAAAAAAAAAGACUUAGUGUAAAAAAGAGAGAUGUUUAAAUCUGUUGAGGAGGAACACUUUUAGUGCUGGUUUACUAAAAUGUAUACACAGAGGAGAGUCAAGAUUUGUAAUAUUUUGGCAGGAUUGAGAGACAGAAAUGUGGGAUUGGUCACCCUUCAGUGAAAGUAUUUGAGGAGGACAGUGUCUGCGAGAUAAAAAAAAAAAAGAAGAUGAAUGGGAGCUAUAAACCUCUUAAAGAGGUUUGCACCGCAUAAUACGGAAGUUGAGCAG